Messenger RNA from Artibeus jamaicensis (Jamaican fruit-eating bat), 4893 nucleotides. RefSeq names its product potassium voltage-gated channel subfamily D member 1 (gene KCND1). NCBI's taxonomy places the organism in Eukaryota, Metazoa, Chordata, Mammalia, Chiroptera, Phyllostomidae. Gene Ontology annotation, cellular component: membrane; voltage-gated potassium channel complex. The record is from RefSeq and is a predicted model, not a curated record. Bases 1773 to 3722 code for a protein of 649 amino acids. Gene Ontology annotation, molecular function: A-type (transient outward) potassium channel activity; protein binding. Gene Ontology annotation, biological process: protein homooligomerization; potassium ion transmembrane transport. The transcript is spliced from 6 exons.
GCAGGAAGAGGGGUGAGUCCAGGAAGGAGGUGGGAAGAACUGGCAAAGCUCCCCACCACCCCCAUUUUCCAGAUGACGCGACUGAGGCCCAACCAGCUUUGUAGGAGGCGGAGUCUCCCCAGGGUCCCUCUCAGGCAGUCCUAGGGGAAGGGGCUCUGGGAGCCAAGAGGCCCCUCCCUGCCUCUCCAUCUUCCGGCAAAGCUCAGAGGGGCGGGGAGAGAGCCAGAGGAGGAGGAGAGAUUGGGCAGCUCUGCAGAGGGGGGCAGGAGCUCCGGUGUUUGGUACCCCCAGCCCCUCCGCUGUUGCCGCUGCUGCAGUGGGGACACAGGUGAGGUUGGCCUUGUGGGGAGUGGGAGGGGGCCACGAACAGCGUUGUCCUUGCCCUUCCCUGGUCCAUUCCCCACGCCCUUGCCUAUCCUGGGACAGUACCCCGGGAUCCUGGACCUUGUCCUUCCAAAACCUCCAUUCAGGGACUCAGCCCCCUCCCCUGUCUGUGCUGCCUUCACUCCCAGGCCUGGCUGUGGCUGCUUCUCUUCUUCCUCCAACUGCUGCUGCUGCUGCUGCCCAGCGAACACCAUCAGCCCCUCGGGGUGUGGUUUCCCAGACCAGCCCCCUGGAGUGGGAUGCAGUCUUAUCUCGGCCUCCCUCCUCAGCCUCCUGCAAGGCCCAGCGGCCCCGCUUCCUGGAGACACACCCAACUCCCUCUCAGCAUCCCACUCCGAUCUCUGACUCAUUUUGGGGAGCACCCCCUCUUCCUCUUAGUCCUUUUCGAUCCUCUGGGUGCUCUGGGUCUGUGUCUAACUUCCUUCAAAUUGAGCUCCAGUCCCACAGGAUUCCCCAAGCCCCUUUUCUGUCCCUGGAACUCUUAUGAGGAUAGACCAGGCUUUCUCAAACCCCUAGGUACCCCUCUCCUCCUGACACUUCUUAGCCUCUGAAAAAAAUAACCUAGCCCCUUAUCUGUCCUAUCCAAUACCCCACUCCUUUCUCCAGACCCACUAGCGACCCCGCCUCUCCUUCAUUCCUCAGAACUACUUUAAAAUGUAGACACCCACCAGGCUAUUCUUGGCAGCUCUAGACACUCCCAAGACAUCUCUCAGCCUCUUUACAACCUCUUGGCUCUGUGGGCAUUUGUUAGAUGCAUCAACCCUUUUCCUAGGUCCAGGAAGGGACUCCAACCUCCUUAUCUUUUCCCAGAGGUCUUCAGUGUGGACCACCUUCCUCACCUUUCUCAUCCCCCCCCAAAACCCCUGUACAGACACUUUCAGCCUCUAUAAAUACCUCUACCCUUCUGGUCCCAUUUCUACCCUUCUGGAUGCCCCAAUCCUCUCUCCAACUUUGCUAAGUAGUUCUAGUCCCUUCUUCCUUUCCCCAGAACUCCUGAGAAUGUGGACAGCUCCCUAGUGUUUCUUGUCCCCACUAGAUACCCACACACAUCUGUCAGGCACAUGUGGAUCCAUAUCAGUUUCUCUAAAUGCUCCCUCAGAUCCUCUGUCCCCUCUAGACACCCCUUCUCUGCUCCUUUCCAUGUCCCCCACCCCCUUCUCAGUCCCUGAAGACAUCCCCCAGGUUCCUCCCAGACGCUCUAAAUGCCCCCCAAGCUCCUGCCCCUGUCUCUAGUUCCUCCUUCAGGUUCCUCUUGGCAUCUCUAGACAUCCCCAGUUUCCUUGUGUGAGUGCCCCACGUCCCCUCCAAGCCCCCAGCAUCCUGGAGACAGCCACAUUCUCCUAAAGGCCACCACCCCAAGUCUCAGAGGGCCUGGGGUGAGCGGCAGGAUGGCAGCAGGUGUGGCCACGUGGCUGCCUUUUGCGCGGGCUGCCGCAGUGGGCUGGCUGCCUCUGGCCCAGCAGCCGCUGCCCCCAGCACCAGGGGUGAAAGCAUCUCGAGGAGAUGAAGUUCUGGUGGUGAACGUGAGUGGAAGGCGCUUCGAGACCUGGAAGAACACACUGGACCGCUACCCAGACACCCUGCUGGGCAGUUCAGAGAAGGAAUUCUUCUACAAUGCUGAUUCGGGCGAGUACUUCUUCGAUCGCGACCCGGACAUGUUCCGACACGUGCUGAACUUCUACCGCACUGGCCGUCUGCACUGCCCGCGGCAGGAGUGCAUCCAGGCCUUCGAUGACGAACUAGCCUUUUAUGGCCUGGUACCUGAGCUUGUUGGCGACUGCUGCCUGGAAGAGUACCGGGACCGCAAGAAGGAGAAUGCAGAGCGCCUGGCGGAGGAUGAGGAAGCCGAGCAGGCCGCGGACGGGCCAGCAUUGCGGGCCGGCAGCUCCCUUCGCCAGAGGCUUUGGCGGGCCUUCGAGAACCCACAUACGAGCACUGCAGCCCUCGUCUUCUACUACGUGACCGGCUUUUUCAUCGCUGUGUCAGUCAUCGCCAACGUGGUCGAGACCAUCCCGUGUCGCAGCCCCGCGCGUCGGCCUUCGAGGGAACAGCCCUGUGGGGAACGCUUCCCGGUGGCCUUUUUUUGCAUGGACACGGCCUGUGUGCUCAUAUUCACGGGUGAAUAUCUCCUGCGGCUUUUUGCUGCCCCCAGCCGCUGCCGCUUCCUGCGGAGUGUAAUGAGCCUCAUCGAUGUGGUGGCCAUCCUGCCAUACUACAUCGGGCUCUUUGUGCCCAAGAACGAGGAUGUCUCUGGCGCAUUUGUCACCCUUCGUGUGUUCCGGGUGUUCCGCAUCUUCAAGUUCUCCCGGCACUCGCAGGGCUUGCGAAUUCUGGGCUACACACUCAAGAGCUGUGCCUCUGAGCUGGGCUUUCUCCUCUUUUCCCUUACCAUGGCCAUCAUCAUCUUUGCCACUGUCAUGUUUUAUGCUGAGAAGGGCACAAACAAGACCAACUUUACUAGCAUCCCUGCGGCCUUCUGGUAUACCAUUGUCACCAUGACCACACUUGGAUAUGGAGACAUGGUGCCCAGCACCAUUGCUGGCAAGAUUUUUGGAUCCAUCUGCUCACUCAGUGGUGUCUUGGUCAUUGCCCUGCCUGUGCCAGUCAUUGUUUCCAACUUCAGCCGCAUCUACCAUCAGAACCAGCGUGCUGACAAGCGCCGAGCACAGCAGAAGGUGCGUUCAGCAAGGAUCCGGUUGGCAAAGAGUGGUACCACCAACGCCUUCCUGCAGUACAAGCAGAACGGGGGCCUUGAGGACAGUGGCAGUGGGGAAGAACAGGCAGUGUGUGUCAGGAACCGUUCUGCUUUUGAACAACAACAUCACCACUUGCUGCACUGUCUAGAGAAGACAACGUGCCAUGAGUUCACAGACGAGUUAACCUUCAAUGAAGCCCUGGGUGCUGUCUCACUGGGUGGCCGCACCAGCCGCAGCACCUCUGUGUCCUCCCAGCCUGUAGGUCCUGGAAGCCUGCUAUCCUCUUGCUGCCCCCGCAGGGCCAAGCGCCGUGCCAUUCGCCUUGCCAACUCCACUGCCUCGGUAAGCCGUGGCAGCAUGCAGGAGUUGGACACUCUGGCAGGGCUGCGGAGGAGUCCUGCCUCUCAGAGCCGCUCAAGCCUCAAUGCCAAGCCCCAUGACAGCCUUGACCUGAACUGCGACAGCCGGGACUUCGUGGCUGCCAUCAUCAGUAUCCCUACCCCUCCUGCCAACACCCCAGAUGAGAGCCAGCCUUCUUCUCCUGGUGGCGGUGGUGGUGGCGGGGCCAGCAGCAACCUUAGGAACUCCAGCCUGGGUACCCCUUGCUUCCUCCCUGAGACUGUCAGCAUCUCUUCCUUGUGAGGGGUGGGCCUGCCCAUCCAGAGGGCCCACUUGAUUUCUGGGGACUCCUUUCCAAAGCCAUAUUUGGGGAGACAAACAGGGCAGGCUUGGGGGACCCUUCUUCCCGCAACUGAGAACUAUGCAAUGGAGUUUCAUGGAAUGGCCCACUUUGUGGGGAUGUAGUCAGGGAAUGGGACACUCCCCACACCCAUUUUCCUGGUGGGAGCUGAAUCGUUGGGCUUCCUCAGGCCCUGGCCUCUUCGCCGCAGCACACUGGGACCAGACUCUCUCCCUGAGUUGGCCUCCUGCAUGCUCCUCCCCUUGGGCCCUCAGGCUCCCGGGCUCCCACCUGACCUCUGAGCUCUGGCCUGAGAAGAAGAGGUGAGAUUUCCUUUUCUCUCUAUCCGGACUGUGGAGGUUUGGGGGUUCAGGGAUGAGAACCAUCACCUCUGCUCUGGCCCCUCAGAGAGAUCCCCACCCUUCACUGGGCCCAAUAACACCUAAAUUCCAAGCUUGGAAUGCUACCACAGGCUUCAAGGGCUGUGGCCUCAGCAGUGACCUUCCACCCCCAGGCUGUGGCUCAAAAGUGAAGCUGCCUCUCCCAACACACACACAGAUAGCACAAACAUUACCCCUCUUCCCUAGCUGCUGGGAAUGGGUCCUUGCAACCCCACCCUCUGCUGGGCCCCCAGCAAACUCUAGCAAUAGCAGCUGCUGCCAUGACAUUAUGCAAAGCCUCUGCCCAGUUUGCUGCAGCAUUUACAUCUGCCCUAAUCACAGGGGCCACCUCUAAUACUCCUCCUCUUUCCUCUGGUUUGUUUCCUUCCUGGGUUGGGCUGGAGUCUGGACUGGCUGAGAUAAGCACCUGGCAACCAGCAAGGGCUGGGCUGGGUUUGGAGAUCAGGAGCUGAUUCUGUGUUCUUGGGCAGGAGUCCAGAAGCCUCAGGGGCUGAGGCUUGGGUUGUUAUUGAACUCUGGGAGUUGUAGGAGGCAGGGAGAAUUUCUUUAUCUUCUCCUCCCCCACAACAUCUUUUCACAUAUUCCUCUCUCUUCUUCUUGGGUCACCUUCUGGAACUCUGUUUUUGCACUCAGGCUGAUAUCUGGCAUCAUCUCAGGUUCCCUGUCCCCAGCACUGUCCCUGUGGAACUGGUGGCUGACAAAGAUGUGGUUUCCAUCAGUCAAUAAAACCUGA